AUGAGGCCAUCAGUCGAGGACUUUGGGCUAUCAUCGAAUGAAUACUUGCGACUUGUCGCCAGUGAUCAUGCUCCCGGUCCGGGUCUGUCAGUGGAAGCCAGCAAGUACACGUUGCUUAGCCCCGAUCGAUUAUGGCAGAUGGAGAGUAAGUUAUCAAGUUUUGCGAUGGGUCUCCAUCUGCAGCUUGGUCUAAGUCCAGUAGCUCCACGGUAUGAACUUGACGCUCAGAGCAACUCGAAUAUUCCUCAUCCGCAUGAGCUAAUAUUAGAGAUAAUUAACAGUGAAGCUGCUGUUUACUAUCCUUCUUAUCGCGAUACGGCCAGAUUUCCAGCGCACAAGUGCGAUCUGGAAACAGCAUUCAAGAAGAUUCGACCUUCUCUGGACCGGCAGCUUAACGGCAGUUCUUCUCGAAGCGAGGUGGCCGGCUGCGCCCAGGAACGCCAGUGA
Molecule: messenger RNA, 447 nt
Organism: Penicillium diatomitis
Lineage: Eukaryota; Fungi; Ascomycota; Eurotiomycetes; Eurotiales; Aspergillaceae
Exons: 1
Coding region: 1-447 (148 amino acids)
Source: RefSeq, a predicted model, not a curated record